AUGGAAUCUAUUUUCCAUUCUUUCUUUUUUCAUUAUCUAUCUAUCUAUCUAUCUAUCUAUCUAUCUAUCUAUCUAUCUAUCUAUCUAUCUACUCUUCCUUCUUCUUUUUUUAAUAAAGAAAAACUUAUUCACCCUGAUCGCAUUUUUCUCCUUAUGUCACACAAACCUCGCCACUUGAGGGCUUCUUUUCUUUCAAUUCUCUCCUCUUAUCACACAAGUACAAGAUUUCGUUCGCGACCCACGGUUGGAUUUUCGUUCGCGACCCACGUUCUGCUUCCAUUUGGCGAACUUGGAAUUUUACGUUUCACUUUUCAUAUUUGCUUUAUGUAUAUUUUUUCUCUUUCUGAUCUAUCUAUCUAUCUAUCUAUCUAUCUAUCUAUCUAUCUAUCUGUGUCUGUUCAUUAUCUAUCUAUCUAUCUAUCUGUGUCUGUUCAUUAUCUAUCUAUCUAUCUAUCUAUCUAUCUGUGUCUGUUCAUUAUCUAUCUAUCUAUCUAUCUAUCAUAUAGAUAG
Messenger RNA from Acanthosepion pharaonis, 510 nucleotides. NCBI's taxonomy places the organism in Eukaryota, Metazoa, Mollusca, Cephalopoda, Sepiida, Sepiidae. The record is from the annotation of a GenBank genome assembly.